This is a messenger RNA of Penicillium argentinense, 2118 nucleotides long. Its product is annotated as 6-phosphofructo-2-kinase PFK26. The record is from RefSeq and is a predicted model, not a curated record. Lineage: Eukaryota; Fungi; Ascomycota; Eurotiomycetes; Eurotiales; Aspergillaceae. The coding region runs from base 1 to 2118 and encodes 705 amino acids. Gene Ontology annotation, cellular component: cytosol. The transcript is spliced from 2 exons. Gene Ontology annotation, biological process: fructose metabolic process; fructose 2,6-bisphosphate metabolic process. Gene Ontology annotation, molecular function: 6-phosphofructo-2-kinase activity; ATP binding.
AUGACGUCGGCCUCUGCACCCGAUCCUGCAGUGCUGGGGGAUCAGAGGAAUAUGAACCAGCGCCCCAAAGGCGUCGGCUCCAACGGAGCUAGCGCCGACUCGGGGAAAGAAGGAGGCCUGAUGCUUCCGCCGAAGACCGUGGUCAACAGAGCGCUAGGGAAUGACCUGCAUUCCGACAAAAUAUCACAGGCGCCCAAGGGCGGAGUCGGGACCGCUCUGACUGACACUCCGAUUUCUACCGCACCCCCGUCCCCACAGAUUAAGGGGCAAAACCAGGCCGACACUCCCAGUCGAGUCCGGGCCACCACCCUCGAUAUCCCGGGCUUGACCAAGUCCAAGGUCUCCCCGGAUGGCCGUAUUGCCCAGCGUGAUGUCGGUGCCAAGCUGGUCAUCAUCAUGGUUGGCCUGCCGGCUCGCGGCAAGAGUUACAUAACCAAGAAGCUCGCUCGUUACCUGAACUGGCUGCAACACGACACGCAGAUCUUCAACGUCGGUGAACGUCGUCGUGUGGCCGCAGGCAAAUCGCCCUCGCCAGCCAAUCUCAAUAAGGGCCAGGAGAGGGGCUCCAGGCCCAGUAUUCACAAGGAUCUCGUCGACUCCGUGCGCCGCCUGAGCGUCAGCGUGGGAAACACUAGCAUGAACCAGAAUGAUACCUCUCCGCCCGAGGAGAACGACACGCCCAGCGAUGCACCUCUGCCGCCGCCAGUCGUUCCCGCCAAGAUCCUGGUGAACGGCGAGGAACAACCCGAGUCGAUUUCACAGAAUGGAAGUACUGUCAUUCCUUCCAUCGAUGCCGGUCCCGCCCAGUCCAUCCAAAACGAGGAGGCAAUCAAGGAAGCUUCCCCGGAGCCUAUGAACCAGACCGCCAAUUUCUUCGACCCGCAAAAUCAGCGAGCUGUUAAGCUUCGCGAGCAGGUUGCUCUCGACACCCUCGAUGAGCUGCUCGAGUACAUCCUGGAGGAUGGCGGCAGUGUCGGUAUUCUCGAUGCGACCAACAGCACCAUGGAGCGCCGCAAGGCUAUUGUGGACCAUAUCCGCAAGCGUGCUGGCCCCGAGCUGGGUAUUCUGUUCCUGGAGAGCAGCUGUGUGGACCAGGACUUGCUGGAGGCCAAUAUGCGCCUGAAGCUGUCUGGACCCGACUACAAGGGACAGGAUCCCGCCACGGCCCUUGAGGAUUUCAAGAAGCGAGUUGCCCUGUACGAGAGGUCGUAUGUGCCACUGGGCGAGUACGAGGAGAAAAACGACAUGGCCUACAUUCAGAUGAUUGAUGUUGGUCGUAAGGUCGUCUCCCACCAGACCCACGGCUUCCUCUCCUCACAGGUUGUGUACUACCUUCUCAAUUUCAACCUGUCCCCGCGUCAGAUCUGGAUCACUCGCCACGGUGAGAGUGUGGACGACCGCGCUGGCCGUAUUGGUGGUGACUCUGAUCUGAGUGAGAACGGCCAACGCUACGCCAAGGCCUUGGCUCGCUUCAUUGAUCACCAGCGCCAGCAGUGGGAGCUGUACCAGCGACAGAAGGACUUGAUGAAGCACUUUCCCCCCCGACCCGGCGACAGCACCCCUCCCAACCCUUCCUGGAUCCCGCGAGACCGACCCCGCAACUUCUGCGUGUGGUCGUCGAUGAUGCAGCGAUCUGUCCAGUCCGUCGAAUACUUCAACGAAGACGAGUACGACGUCAAGCAGAUGCGCAUGCUGGACGAGCUGCACUCCGGCAUAAUGGAGGGAAUGACCUACAAGGAGAUCCAGGAGCAGUAUCCCGAGGAAUACGCCCACCGCAAGAAGGACAAGCUCUUCUACCGCUACCCCGGUCCUGGCGGUGAGGGCUAUCUGGACAUUAUCAACCGUCUUCGCACCGUGAUUGUGGAAGUCGAGCGUACCACCGACCACGUUCUCCUCGUUAGCCACCGAUCCACGGCCCGUGUUCUUCUCUCCUACUUCCGCGGCCUGAAGCGGGAUGAAGUUGCGGAUCUCGAUGUACCCAUGGGAAUGCUGUACAUGCUGGAACCGAAGCCCUACGGCGUCGACUUCAAGGCUUACCAGUACAACCCGGAGACAGACUGGUUUGACUACGUCCCGCAGUACGAGCUGCACCAGGUGGGCGCGACUCAGAAGCCCUAA